AUGCCGAUAAAUAGGUCACGAUGGCAGUGGUCAACGAGGUCGAAGGCGACAAGCAUCUCCCGCUGUGGUCGACAACUAAACUCCCGACGUCACACAGAAGGCGUGCAGACAGGGGUAGUCGAUAUCGAUGACGACCUCCAGAGUCCACGAAACUGGCCCAACUCAGAGACUGGCUCACGGUGGCCCUCAGCACCGCCUUCAUCUUCCUUACGGACCAAGAUGAGGCACCAGCGUCAGGUGUCAUCGCCCACGGAUUACACAUGGAAUCCCAUCAUGUUCAUCUAUCAGCGGUGCCCGAUAUUUUUGGCCUUAUCGCUGUAUCAUCGACAGUUUAUCACCGGCAUGAUCAGCGACUAUUUCGGGCCGACCGGGAGAGCCAUCGAUCAAUCUGCAUGCUGGAGGGUGAGUUUCUUUGCAACCUCGGCUGCGGCUGCCGUCCUCACUUGCGGAAUUCAGCCUUUAUAG
Messenger RNA from Aspergillus candidus, 465 nucleotides. RefSeq lists its product as uncharacterized. The record is from RefSeq and is a predicted model, not a curated record. NCBI's taxonomy places the organism in Eukaryota, Fungi, Ascomycota, Eurotiomycetes, Eurotiales, Aspergillaceae. The coding region runs from base 1 to 465 and encodes 154 amino acids. The transcript is spliced from 3 exons.